This is a messenger RNA of Rosa rugosa (rugosa rose), 817 nucleotides long. Its product is annotated as mavicyanin-like. NCBI's taxonomy places the organism in Eukaryota, Viridiplantae, Streptophyta, Magnoliopsida, Rosales, Rosaceae. The record is from RefSeq and is a predicted model, not a curated record. Gene Ontology annotation, cellular component: plasma membrane. Gene Ontology annotation, molecular function: electron transfer activity. Bases 105 to 647 code for a protein of 180 amino acids. The transcript has 2 exons.
AAAGCUCUAUAUAUUGCCUCGAGGGAAGUUUCAUUCCCAGGCUCUGCCACAUCCGAAGUCCAUACCUUAACAAAGAUCUUCUAGUACUCUCAUUUUAUAGAGCCAUGGCUUCCGUGAUCAGAGUCUUGGCUCUGUUGGUGGCGACGAUGGCUAUGGUGCUGCAGGUUUCGAAUGCGACUGUAUACAAGGUUGGAGACUCGGCUGGAUGGACCACCAUGGGAAAUGUCAACUACAAAGAAUGGGCUGCUACUAAGACUUUCCGAGUUGGAGACGUUAUCAAAUUCGCAUACAAUGCUCAGUUUCACAAUGUACUUCGAGUUACACAUGCCAUGUACAGGUCAUGUAACGCUUCAGUCCCUUUGGAAUCCUUUAGCACCGGAAACGACUCCAUCACAAUCAAGACCAAAGGCCACCACUUCUUUCUUUGCGGUGUUCCCGGUCACUGCCAAGCCGGUCAGAAGGUCGACAUCAAUGUUCACAAUGUAUCAACCGCUCCAACUCCUUCUGCAUUACCCUCUCCUACUGCAAUUACUGCCAAGACUCCCGCACCGUCUUCAAAUAUGGCUGCUCCCCACAAAUUUGUGAAGGGACAAUCUGCGUUGCUAGGAUUAACAAUUGCAACUCUUUCAUUUUUUGUUUCUAGUUAAAUAAUGUUGUAAGGAGUGCCCUUAAGUUUCUUGAUUGCUUUAUUAUGGGCAUUUGAGCUUUUCAAGGAUAUUAUUUUUUUAGGUCGGUAUAGUAGUGAAAUUUUGCUUCUUGAAAUAGAGACAUAUACAACGUAUAUCGGUAUAUGGAUUACUACAAUUUCAAAUAAAUU